GGUGGGCGUGGCCCAGUCUAAGUCUGAACUUUGCGCGCACUCCUAUUCCCACUUGCAGCUGCUUGCGGACGGACGCUGUGGAGAGUUGGUCCCAGGGUCGGGAGUGCAAAGAACCCACGGGUCGGGCCUAGAAGUUGAGGGUGAAGAAGAGGCUUUGCUGGAACUUGAGCUCGGGAAUGCAGCACUGUGACGUAGGGAGCCUGAAUAGGAAACACAGUUCUCAGGACAUCACAUCUUCCUGCACAAACGUGCCAUCUCAGUGCUGAAUACCAAAGAGCCUGUAACUGGGCCUCAGGGAAGGUGUGCAGGCAGGUAGAGCUGUGUCUCCUGGAUGCCGAGAUUUGAGACCCAGAAGUCUCCCAUGGCUUCUUACCACAUCCGCCAGUACCAGGACAGCGACCGCGAAAGUGUCCUGGACUUGUUCACAAGGGGCAUGGAGGAGCACAUCCCCACCACCUUCCGCCACGUGCUGACGCUGCCCCGAACCCUCCUGCUCUUACUUGGGGUGCCACUUGCCCUGGUCCUGGUGUCUGGCUCCUGGCUGCUAGCGAUUAUGUGCAUCUUCUUUCUGCUCCUCCUCCUGCGGCUCCUUGUCAGACAGCCCUGGAAGGAGUAUGUGGCCAAGUGUUUGCACACAGACAUGGCUGACAUCACCAAGACCUACCUGAGUGUGUGUGGCGCAGAUUUCUGGGUGGCUGAGUCUGGGAACCAGGUGGUGGGCACAGUGGGGGGUCUGCCAGUCAAGGAUCCCCCACUAGGGAGGAAGCAGCUGGAGCUCUUUCACCUGUCUGUGUCUUCACAGCAUCGAGGACAGGGCAUAGCGAAAGCACUGGUCAGAAUUGUCCUCCAGUUUGCACGGGACCAGGGCUACAGUGAUGUUGUCCUCGAGACCAGCAUCUUGCAGCAAGGCGCUAGGACACUCUACCUGAGUAUGGGUUUCCGGCAGACAGGCCAGUACUUCCUAAGUGUGCUCUGGAGGUUAAUGGAUGUUCCUGUAACUCAUUUAGAGUAUUCCCUCCCUUCUGCCUAGGAAGUGGGGCCGGGACCUAUGCUCCUGUAGCUGAAAGCUGGCCCUGUUACACUCUACAGGAACCAGUGAACCCUGUCAUGUCAAUGUGGUGACCAAUAAAAGCUCCUUGCUGGUGCA
This is a messenger RNA of Mesocricetus auratus (golden hamster), 1147 nucleotides long. RefSeq names its product probable N-acetyltransferase CML1. Gene Ontology annotation, molecular function: N-acetyltransferase activity. NCBI's taxonomy places the organism in Eukaryota, Metazoa, Chordata, Mammalia, Rodentia, Cricetidae. The transcript is spliced from 3 exons. The coding region runs from base 332 to 1030 and encodes 232 amino acids. The record is from RefSeq and is a predicted model, not a curated record.